AUGGAGAGACACGACCUGUCUUCUCCCGCUCCUUUCGAUAGCUUUUUAACCAACAACCACAGUUUACCUGUCUUUUCUUCUCCCGCGUCGUCGGGUGCGACCUCCCUUUCGUCUCUUCUACCUUCUAGUUCGUCUUCCUCCUCGUCAGUUUUUUCAUCGUCGCUUUCUGACGUUUCGUCUGGUGUCUCCUCUUCGUCAUUGUCUUUUCCUCGUCUGUCUCCAUUCUCAGUCGAGGCACCAGUUGUGACCGAGAUGUCUCCGACGACUGCGCCUUCUCUCCUUCCAUGGAGUGCCUCUACCUUUUCUUCGGGUAUGCCUUCUGGACAGUUCGCUUCCUUCCCUCCUGCCUUUCCUGUCUUACCAAGCGCUGCCACUCCACACGAAGAAUACAACGCUCGGGAUUCUUCUCAGACUAAUUGCUCAACUGGUCCUGUCUCUCCUCCCCCCUUCCCUGUUGAUUCUUCUUCCCCUUCUUCUUCUCCUUCCUCCUCACCGUCGUCUUCUCCUUCAUCGCCUUCUUCUUCUCCUUCUCCUUCUUCCUCCUCACCAUCGUCUUCUCCUUCAUCGCCUUCUUCUUCUCCUUGUCCUCCGUCUUUGCCUUCUUCGUCUCCUUCUCCUGAGGGAGAUGCUGAACCUGUUACAGCGAGGGAGAGACAGGGGAGACAAGGCAGUGAAGAAUGGAUGGCGAACGCGGUGGACGCGAGCAGGGACAAGGAGGCCGCGUCGGAUGUCUGGGAGGCGCUUCGUUCAGAGGCUUUCUUACAACUCCACCCUCUGAGCAAGAAGGAGGAGUGGAAGGCGCUAUCUGGGGGGAGAGUGAGAGCCUUGCUAGCUGCAGACGUUGCCGGAGAAGAGAGUCCUUCUCCUCUGCGCAGACGCCACCCGUCCUCUGAGGAACCUGCCGACAUUUUGGUGUGGAUCUUCCUCUUCGCUCUCAUGCUGGCCCUCGGGAGCGUCAUUUGCUUGGUUACGCGGCACUGGCGAAGAGCGAUCGAAGACCGGAGGAACCGCGAGCGGCUCAACAGCAUCGGCGUCGCUUCGGAGACGCCUUCUCCCGACAUCUUCAGUAGCGGCCGCGAAUGGGACUCCAUUGUUUGGCAUAUUGAAGGAGCUCGACCGUCGACGAGCAUGCACCGGCCUGGCGAGGACGACGAGGCGAGUCGACCUGCCGGAGGCAUUUUGGUCACGGGGUCUGGAGGGCUGCCGAUCUUGGGUCUUUUCCGCAUCGUUGGUGUGGGAGCAGAAGAAAGUGGAGAAAUGAGAGAAGAAAACAGAGGCUUGUUUUCCCUCCAAGGCCAGGGGAUCGAUGCCUGGUGCGCCGCGCGUCCUUACGCCUGCUUCUUCCCGGGAGGCUCUGAGGAAGCGAUGCCGGCUGCCGACCCUACGAACUUCGGAGCCUCCCCCAACGGGACACCAGCUGGCGCGACAGCUUCUUCGUCUUCCUCUUCUUCGUCUUCUUCUUCGUCUUCCUCUUCUUCUUCGUCUUCCUCUUCUUCUUCGUCUUCGUCGUUUUCUGCGUCUUUUCAAGACGCUGCUGUCUCUUCAGGUGUCUCCUCUCCCGUUUUCGAUGCGGACGCAGCCGGACGUUCCGGAAGAGCGAAUGUCUGUGGAGCUGGUGGUGCGCAUGCAGUUUCGUGUCGCCCCGCUUUGCCUGACCCAGAGGAGGGAGAAAACAAAGAGAGAAGGAAGGAGGGGAGAGAAGGCGAGGACGCGAGUGGACGGAACAGUUCUCAGGUCCGAAAUUGUGCGAUUUGCAUCGAGGACUUUGUCCCCACAGCCCUCGUUCGUCUCCUUCCCUGCGGCCAUGUCUUUCACCGAACGUGCAUUGACUCUUGGUUUACUCGGUCAACUCUCUGUCCGCUGUGCCUUCACGACUACAGACCGGCUUCGCCUUCGCCUAGUGCAGCGCCUUUGAGCUCUUCGCUGCUCGCGUCUCCAUCACGCUCUCGGCAGAGUCUGCUGACGCUACGCGCGUCGUUUCCCUACUCCGCGUCGAGUCCGCCUGCAUGGUCGAGGCACCACACUGCCCCCCUCCACUCUCUCCUCCACCCGACAGCGCCGUCCUUCCUCCCCGCGCAGUCUCUCCCCGCAGCGCAUGCAGUCCGACACGGCAGACUCGAGCAGGCUCGGACGCUGCAGCUGUUGGCCCUCUCCCAACGCGAGAGCGCCCGCGGCGGAGACAGGGGAAGGAGACAGGAGGCGCGCCUCUCACGUGCAGCCUCUGGCGGCGGUCGAGGUCCGCGGCGACCCCACAGCUCACGAGGACGAGCGCAGACAGCACAGAACUCUGGCGCGACGCAUCUCUAG
This is a messenger RNA of Toxoplasma gondii ME49, 2307 nucleotides long. RefSeq names its product zinc finger, C3HC4 type (RING finger) domain-containing protein. The transcript is spliced from 7 exons. Gene Ontology annotation, biological process: protein ubiquitination. The record is from RefSeq and is a predicted model, not a curated record. The coding region runs from base 1 to 2307 and encodes 768 amino acids. Lineage: Eukaryota; Apicomplexa; Conoidasida; Eucoccidiorida; Sarcocystidae.